AUAAUAUUAUAUCCGUGAUUAUAUUCUGUACUACUGUACUGACAAAAAUAUAUAUUUCUUUAUGUUGUCAUUAGACUAAAUUAUGAUUUAUUCUAUGUAAUUUUAUCUACUCAAGUAGUUAUUGAAAAAUUAAUUUUUGUCACUUAUUGAUUGGAUUAAAUUUUAAUUACAAAUAAAGAUGGCUCUCCGAGUUUUACUUGGCAAUAAUUAUAUUAAGUAUAAUGUACCAUCAAUCCUUCUUCAUAAAUUAUUGAAUAAACGUGAUUCAUCAUACCGUUCUAGUCCUAUUGCUCAAGAUCCUUCUCACUAUGCAAAAUUUAAGGUAACUUCAGAUCCAAAAGAAUGGCAAUAUGUUGAAAGACUUCUACCACCAACUAUAAUUCCACCUCCUCCGCAAACUAAAAAUCUACCUUCUGGCUGGAAGCCUCAAACUGCUAAAUUUGGUCAGUAUCCAUACUUUGUACAUCGUACUCGCAAUCAUAUGCUUCCUGUUUACUUAAAAAUAUCCAUGAGAGGGACCAGACGUAUUACACAAAUUAAUAAUAUUGAUGGAAAUAUAUGGGCUCUGGAAGAAACACUUAAAAAAUAUUUAGAAAAAUUAUAUGGUAGUAAACAGAUUAUAGCUACUAAAGUACAUGAGGUGUGCGGUCAAUUAUGUUUUCAUGGGGAUCAUGUUACAAAAAUAAAUGAUUGGCUUCACAAAAAAGGAUUAUAAUGUUUUAUUAUUAUUUUUGUAAUAAUUAUGAAUUAUUUUAAUACAUUUAAAUAUUGCACUUUGA
This is a messenger RNA of Daktulosphaira vitifoliae (grape phylloxera), 779 nucleotides long. It is a transcript of the gene mRpL49, whose product is annotated as probable 39S ribosomal protein L49, mitochondrial. The transcript has 3 exons. Gene Ontology annotation, cellular component: mitochondrial large ribosomal subunit; ribosome. Gene Ontology annotation, biological process: translation. The record is from RefSeq and is a predicted model, not a curated record. Bases 179 to 715 code for a protein of 178 amino acids. Gene Ontology annotation, molecular function: structural constituent of ribosome. Lineage: Eukaryota; Metazoa; Arthropoda; Insecta; Hemiptera; Phylloxeridae.